Clarias gariepinus (North African catfish) is the source of this 6065-nucleotide messenger RNA. RefSeq names its product ATPase sarcoplasmic/endoplasmic reticulum Ca2+ transporting 2b (gene atp2a2b). The coding region runs from base 434 to 3559 and encodes 1041 amino acids. Lineage: Eukaryota; Metazoa; Chordata; Actinopteri; Siluriformes; Clariidae. The record is from RefSeq and is a predicted model, not a curated record. Gene Ontology annotation, cellular component: membrane. Gene Ontology annotation, biological process: intracellular calcium ion homeostasis; calcium ion transmembrane transport. The transcript has 21 exons. Gene Ontology annotation, molecular function: P-type calcium transporter activity; ATP hydrolysis activity; ATP binding.
CGGAGCGUAUGCGGCUCGGUCGACAAGCAAAGAGAGAGAGAUAGAGAAGUGAGAUCUGCUCGCGCCGAUGUGCUCGUGGUGGUAGUAGCCGGUUUUUGUGCUACUCUUAGGAAUGAGCUGAAGAUUAUUUUUUUCAUGACGGCGGCUCAUUAUAAAUAGUCCUAGGCGCGUUACACAACAUUUUGACGUCUAAAUGACAUCGCAGUAGGUCUUUGCGUCUGACACCGGUUCGGUUAAAAAACUUAGCUGGUUGCAGUGAAGUAACGUUAGCUUAGCAUAGCGCACGGCACCAUAGCAUAGAUAGCUCUGUCACGGUCCUCGUCGUUGUGCUGUGCGCUGCACUGGACUUCCUUAAUUAUUGUUACGUGUUGCUAUUCAGCUUUAUUAAGAAUUUAAUAGUUCUACCUAGCAAGUAGCGUGUGCUUCGUCCAUUAUGGAGAACGCUCACACCAAAACGGUAGAAGAGGUGUACAGCUAUUUCAGCGUGAAUGAAAGCACGGGACUCGGCCUCGAACAGGUCAAAAGACAGCGAGAGAAAUGGGGACCAAACGAACUGCCAGCAGAAGAAGGUAAAUCACUGUGGGUGCUGGUGAUCGAACAGUUUGAGGAUCUCUUAGUCAGAAUUCUCCUUCUAGCAGCCUGUAUAUCAUUUGUUCUCGCCUGGUUUGAAGAGGGAGAAGAGACCAUUACGGCUUUUGUGGAGCCUUUUGUAAUACUGUUAAUUCUUAUAGCCAAUGCAAUCGUCGGGGUCUGGCAGGAGCGCAAUGCAGAAAAUGCUAUCGAGGCCCUCAAGGAAUACGAACCCGAGAUGGGAAAAGUGUAUCGGCAGGACAGGAAGAGCGUGCAGAGGAUUAAAGCCAGAGACAUUGUUCCUGGAGAUAUUGUGGAAGUGGCCGUGGGUGAUAAAGUUCCUGCCGAUAUCCGCCUAACGUCUAUCAAAUCCACAACACUGCGAGUGGACCAGUCCAUUCUAACAGGAGAGUCUGUAUCAGUCAUUAAACACACAGAUCCAGUCCCUGACCCACGGGCUGUAAACCAGGACAAGAAGAACAUGCUGUUCUCUGGAACAAAUAUUGCUGCCGGUAAGGCUGUUGGUGUCGUUGUGGCCACGGGAGUGAACACAGAAAUAGGCAAGAUUCGCGACGAAAUGGCUUCUACGGAGCAAGAGCGCACUCCACUGCAGCAAAAGCUGGAUGAGUUCGGAGAGCAGCUAUCCAAAGUCAUCUCUCUCAUCUGCAUCGCCGUGUGGAUCAUCAACAUCGGUCACUUUAACGACCCAGUGCAUGGUGGCUCUUGGAUCCGAGGUGCCGUCUACUACUUUAAGAUCGCCGUGGCGCUGGCAGUAGCUGCCAUCCCUGAAGGGCUUCCUGCCGUCAUUACUACCUGCCUCGCGUUGGGAACCCGCCGCAUGGCUAAAAAGAAUGCUAUUGUGCGCUCGCUGCCAUCAGUUGAGACUCUGGGCUGCACAUCAGUGAUUUGUUCAGAUAAGACUGGUACCCUGACCACCAACCAGAUGUCUGUAUGCAGGAUGUUCAUUGUCGACCAGGUGCAGGGAGACAGUUGCUCUCUAAAAGAGUUUACCGUUACUGGCUCCACAUACGCUCCUGAAGGACAAGUAUUCCAUGAGGGGAAACCAGUGAAAUGCUCGAAGUAUGAUGGCCUGGUCGAGAUGGCAACAAUUUGUGCCCUGUGCAACGACUCCUCUCUGGACUAUAAUGAGGCCAAAGGAGUAUAUGAGAAGGUUGGAGAGGCAACAGAAACAGCCCUCACAUGCCUGGUGGAGAAGAUGAAUGUGUUCGACAAUGAUCUUACUGCCCUUCCAAAGAUAGAACGGGCCAACGCAUGCAACUCUGUUAUUAAGCAGCUAAUGAAGAAAGAAUUUACACUGGAGUUCUCGCGCGACAGGAAGUCCAUGUCUGUAUACUGUACCCCCAACAAGGCCCGCUCCGGCCUCGGCAAGAUGUUUGUCAAGGGUGCUCCGGAGGGAGUGAUCGACAGGUGUACACACAUCCGUGUGGGCGGUAAUAAAGUCCCCCUGACGCCAGGCAUCAAGGAAAAGAUCCUGUCUGUGAUCCGUGAGUACGGGACAGGGCGGGAUACUCUGCGUUGCCUGGCCCUGGCGACACGGGACAAUCCGAUCAGCAAAGAGGAGCUUCGGCUGGAGGAUUCUUCUUGCUUUGUUAAUUAUGAGACUGAUCUGACGUUUGUGGGUUGUGUGGGCAUGCUGGACCCUCCCAGGGCUGAAGUGGCCGCCUCCAUCAAACUGUGCCGCCUGGCAGGCAUCCAUGUUAUCAUGAUCACUGGUGAUAACAAGGGCACGGCCGUGGCUAUCUGCAGGCGCAUUGGUAUCUUCAAAGAGAACGAUGAUGUUUCACGCAUGGCCUUCACAGGCCGCGAGUUUGACGACCUGUCACCUUUGGCUCAACGUGAAGCCGUGCUCACUGCUCGCUGCUUUGCCCGUGUUGAACCUUCACAUAAAUCCAAGAUUGUGGAGUACCUCCAGUCCUGUGAUGAGAUUACGGCCAUGACUGGUGAUGGUGUAAAUGAUGCUCCUGCACUGAAAAAGGCAGAGAUAGGCAUUGCAAUGGGCUCGGGAACGGCUGUUGCGAAGACAGCCUCAGAGAUGGUGCUAGCUGAUGAUAACUUUUCUACCAUCGUAGCAGCCGUGGAGGAGGGGCGAGCGAUCUACAACAAUAUGAAGCAGUUCAUACGUUACCUCAUUUCCUCUAAUGUAGGAGAGGUGGUCUGCAUUUUCCUGACUGCGGCUUUGGGAUUCCCUGAGGCUCUUAUUCCAGUGCAGUUGCUGUGGGUGAACUUGGUAACAGACGGUCUUCCUGCUACAGCCCUUGGCUUCAACCCUCCUGAUUUGGACAUCAUGAGCAAACCUCCUCGUAAUGCUAAGGAACCCCUCAUCUCUGGCUGGCUCUUUUUCCGAUACCUGGCUAUUGGCUGCUAUGUCGGUGCUGCCACUGUUGGAGCUGCUGCUUGGUGGUUUAUUGCUGCUGAAGAUGGACCAAGAGUCAACUUCUAUCAGCUGAGUCACUUCCUUCAGUGUGGACCAGAGAACCCAGAGUUUGAAGGCAUUAAUUGUGAGGUGUUCGAGUCGCCUUACCCUAUGACAAUGGCCCUGUCUGUGUUGGUUACAAUUGAGAUGUGCAAUGCCCUCAACAGCGUGUCAGAGAACCAGUCGCUGUUGCGCAUGCCCCCGUGGGAGAACGUAUGGCUGCUUGGAGCGAUCUGCCUCUCCAUGUCCCUCCACUUCCUCAUCCUUUAUGUGGAGCCUCUGCCAAUGAUCUUCCAGAUCACACCGCUGAAUGUAACCCAGUGGUUAAUGGUGUUGAAGAUCUCGCUGCCUGUCAUCCUGCUGGAUGAGGUGCUGAAAUUUGCAGCCAGGAAUUACCUCGAACCCGGUAAAGAUUUGGACUCACCCACGGGCAAGACAUGCUCGCUCAGCGCCUGCACAGAGGGAAUCUCCUGGCCAUUUGUGGCUCUCUCACUUCCCCUGGUGCUCUGGAUCUACAGCAUUGACACUAACUUGGCUGAAAUGUUCUGGUCCUGACUCAUCUGAACACAGAAACACGAUCCCCCUUCCCCUCCCCUCUCUUCACUCAAUCUGUAGAUAGAAAGAAUGUGUGUGUGUAUGUGUUAUGUGUGAUAGUGCACCAAGGAACGUGCACAAGGAGGACUGUGUUAACACGAACAUAACAGUAAUAUAAUAAAUGUAACAAAGUUCUUUUUAAAACCACGUAUAGCGGGUAUGGAGGGGACCACAUAGAGCUGAAGUCUUUAAGUAUUAAUGACCAUUAUUAUUAUUGUUCCCACGUCUGUGGAUGUUCUGCUGGUUUGGUCUUAAAACGGUCUUUUUUUUUUUUUUUUUUGUCUUUGUUAGUUCUCCUUUUUUAGUUUUUUUUUUUUUUUUUUUUUUUUUUUUAAAGAAAUUGCAUUUCAAACAAAUUAGAAAUACUAAAUUCUUUGUGUUUAAUUUUUGUGUGUCCUCCCUUUCAGUGCAUGAGGAAAAGCUCUACAAUGUGUACCAAGUUUGAACACUAUUUUGUACAACUCACUUGUUUUUUUGUUUUUUUUAUCCGUGUUAAAAGGAAUCCACUGACGUGACUUCACGAGGGGUUAGGUUUAGGCAGCCGAUUGACGAUUUUUUUUCCUGUAUAUUCCCAUAAAGCCAUAACACACAGAGGCAAGGGAUUUUUAUUUUAAAGUAAGGAUGCAUGUAUAAAGUGAAAUGGGUUCAGGUAGUUUUGUCAAAAUGCACAAAUAUUUAAAGAAAGCCAUGUGCAUGAACAGAGUCCAUUUUAAGCGUCCUACGCAGCUGCCUAAACAAUGCCAGGGAGACUAGGAAAGCUGUUUACAUUUGUUUACUGUGUCCAGUGUGAAUGUUUGAGUUCAGAGUGGCGUCACAGGCGUAUAGGACAGGCGGGUGGGAAGGGAGCACAUAGAAAAUAAAUCAGAUUCUGAAAUGGAAGCUGCAUGUUGUGUAUCCUGCAUGCAAUACGUGUGCGUUUUCAUUUAUUUGUUUGUCUUCCCCUUUGUAUGAUAACCUCCAUUUUGGUGUUUUUCCUUUUAUUUUUACUUUUUAACAAAAAACAUACCGUAAGCCAGUUUUUCUGCACCGGGCAGAGCACAGCUACCUCAAUACAGUCUGAUUAGUUUCUCACCUCACUGAGCUUUACACAUCUUGUGUGUGUGAUCUUGUCGCUUUGAGGUGUGCCCCUCUUGGCUUGUGCAGAAAAAAAGUAUACAUAAACAAAAUCAUCCUGUCCCUGAUUCCCCCCCCCCCUUUUUUUCCCCCCUUUGUUGUUUUAAGAAUGCAUUUUCUUUUGUAUUUUAUAAUUGAUUUGACUUGUAUUAACUUAAUUUAGAAGUGUUUGAGGCAGGGUGAGGAGGGCAAGUCCUGGAUGUAAAUGUUGCCAUCGACGGCGUAUGUUGGAGACAAAACCCAUUCACACGAUAGGUUUAUUAAAUAGUGCAUUUAGAAACAUGGAUUUUAUGAUGCAAAACCAAAAUGUUUGACUCUCUCUUUUUUUCUACUUCAAGAAAAUACACUCAUGGACCAUUUGAAUUAAAAAAGUGCGUGUCUGGCUUUUUUUUUUUUUUUUUUAACAUAGUAUAUAUAUAUAUGUAGAGUAACAGGAGCAAUUAUACUUGAAAUAAUGUACAUACAAUAAGAAGUUACUAUAUGACCAGGCAAGCACAAGCUCAAGAGCUAGCUUAUGCUACUGCAGGACCCUGUCAGUUUGUACAUAGCAGAUAUACUCACUUUACCUGUACCAAUUUAUGUUCUAAAUUGUAGCUCAAGUGUUUAGCAAUUCUAAUCAUAAACCUAAUCCUUGUUUGUGAAAAGCUUUCAUUACUACAUGCCACAUUAAGCAUGUUACUGUGCCAUGUGAGUGGCACUGCCAGUGUCUGUGUCUAACAGCUCUGCUUUUCCCCUCCUUUAUGCCUUCAUUGGGUGUUCCCUUCACUGACUUGCACCUUGUAAGACACUUCUCCCUCCAGUUUGUUCUGGGGUGGAUGCUGGACGCUUCCUUUUGUGCAUGAGGCAUUCCCUCCUCCAUGUUGUACACUGCAUGAGCCUUGAGCUGACUGCAAGAGCACCUUUUUUUUAUUAUUAUUAUUAUUUAUUCUUUUUUUAAAUACUGAUGAAGCAAAUGAUCAACAAGGACAACUGUACGGACAACUGUGAAUUCUGUUUGAGUGGUAGAGGAGAGUGAAAAACUGCGUGCAGGCUGACCAUCCAGCAUCCUUGCUCCUCUAUUUUGUAUGAACGAAAAAAUGGUCAACCAUUACACAUCAUGCUGCCUUGCAAUCAGUUUGUCUGUAUGGGUUACAUCUAAAUAUGUUAACUUCUUUUUUUUUUUUUUUUAACCGUGUAAAAUGUCUGUUUUAUAUACAGUAUACAUAUGUAUAAUAUAUAGUAAAAUGCAUGCCUUCUGUUGUAAGUAGCUAAGCAAUUUUAUCUAUAUUUAUAUAGUAUUUGCUGUGUACAUCGGUGCUCAAUGGAAUGAUAAGAUGGACAUCAUUUUACAAAUAAACUCACCAGGUGGAUUUUA